This is a messenger RNA of Cryptomeria japonica (Japanese cedar), 1815 nucleotides long. Its product is annotated as mitogen-activated protein kinase kinase kinase 20. Gene Ontology annotation, biological process: protein phosphorylation. Gene Ontology annotation, molecular function: protein kinase activity; ATP binding. The transcript has a single exon. Bases 1 to 1815 code for a protein of 604 amino acids. Lineage: Eukaryota; Viridiplantae; Streptophyta; Pinopsida; Cupressales; Cupressaceae. The record is from RefSeq and is a predicted model, not a curated record.
AUGAAUAUGCACCGUCGGCCAAAGACGACGGAAUUUGGAAGUUUGGUCGUCCCCCUUUAUAAGCCAUUGCAUUCCCAAAUGCUCUGCUCAACACACAACAGAUUUCAAAAGAGGUUGUUAGCAAUGGAAAUCAAAACCGAGGCAAGCAAGCCCCAGGAAUGGAUCAGGGGCGCCAUUAUUGGAGCUGGAGCAUUCGGCACAGUUAGUCUUGCCAUCAACAAGUCUAAUGGCGAGCUCUUUGCUGUAAAGUCCAUGGCCGUCAAUUCAGUUUCUUAUCUAGAAAACGAAUUCAACGUUCUCAAGAGUUUGGAUUCUCCACACAUUGUGAAAUGUCUGGCGAAGGACUACAGUGUGGAGAAUGGGGUUGAGGUCUGCAAUCUGAUGAUGGAGUAUCUGCCAGGGGGUAGCGUAGCAGACCUGCUGAGUAAAUUUGGGGGACAAUUGGACGAAUCGGUGACCAAAUCCUUCACUCGUGGCAUCCUCCGUGGAUUAGAUUACCUCCACAGGCAGGGAAUCGUGCACUGUGACAUCAAGGGAAAGAAUGUGCUUGUUGGGGGCACUGGCCUGGUCAAGCUUGGUGACUUUGGAUCUGCCAGGAGGACAGAGAAAAAGGGGUUGAAUGGUUUAAGUGGUACGCCAUUGUGGAUGGCUCCUGAAGUAGUGAAUCAGGUGGAGCAGGAACCGGCUUCAGAUAUUUGGUCUGUGGGUUGCACAGUUGUGGAAAUGGCCACUGGAAGGCCGCCUUGGGGCACCGCUUCGAAUCCUCUUGCGGCCCUGUAUCAGAUUGGUUGCACAGAUGAUCUGCCGGAGUGUCCCUCCUGUCUUUCGCCUCAAGGCCGGGAUUUUCUAGACAAGUGCUUCCGUAGAGAUCCGAAACAGAGGUGGACCGCUGCACAGCUGUUGGAACAUCCUUUUCUCUCUGAGAUCGACUGCUGUUCUGUAACAGAGGUGAAUAGGGCUCCUCUCUCUCCUACCAGCACUUUGGACUUUGGUAGCCCUGAUUGGGAUUCUGCCUCUUCUAGUUUGUGUCAAUCUGUCCCAAUUUUGUCUCUGGCCAUUGCAAGGUCUUGUGUGAAAGGUGAAGAAACAGGGGAGAAAAAUGAGUCCGUCAAGAGACCUUCAGCCAAGGACAGAUUGGCCGCAUUGGCUGUAGGAUGUGAGAAGCCUGAUUGGUGUUCAAGCCCACCAAGUGGCCACUGGAUUGUUGUUAGAUCCAACUCACCCCUUUCAAACGCCCAAAAUUGUUCCGCAGAGGCAGAAAGCAAACCUGUCAUGGAGAUCAGCGAUGGAGAAAAGCAAGAAUUCACACACACAAGUUCAGAUCUAGAGGCCUCUAGUGAGGACAAUCAGCAUGAAUUGGAGGUGUCUUCAAGGUCAAUAACGUCAUCUUUGAUUGUUGAUGGCUCUCAGGAGUUGUGUGAAAUUUCUUCAAACCACACUUCACUGCAGAAACUCUCUCCUGAAAUUCAGAACAGAGUAGAAGAAAGAGAAAUUCUGUGCGACUCUGCUACUCAAAGCGGACCAAUUUGCCUCACAUGUUGUAUUCCGCUUGUUGAGCAAUUUUGCCCCCAAAAUUGUACAGAAGGGCAAAUGUUCAUUAGUUCCAGUGCUGAAACACAAAAAUUUAUUUCAAUUCAUUUUAACUGGUUACAUAUUUUUUUUGCGUUGUGGGAUAAUUUUAGUUACAAUGGUGUUUGUUUCUUUGAUAAAGUUUCCUGUUUUUUUUUUUUUUUCUUUCUCUUAAUUUAUGCAGAACAAGCUCAAAUUGGCUUUCUUCAUUUUUUUUUUUUUUUUUUUGAAUCGAAAGAAUUUUAA